UCUCUCUCCCUCUCCCCCUCAGUAGUGGCUGGGGGAAGAAGUGGCGGACGUGCUCGUGUAGUCUGCUGCCACAUUUUACAUGUUUGUCCGUGGAGAGGUGAGCGAAAUGGAAAGGAGCCCUCCAUUUGCAGCACUAUGCUGAGGUCCCGGGCAGCCUUCCCACAAUGCUGGAACUGGGCUCCUAUCCGGUCAGCUCUCAGUCUCUGACAGGGGACCACAAUGCUUUAGGGCUACCUAGAGUGCCAGGAGGGCCAGACUGUCCAGUGGGGGGUGUGGGCAUGGGGGCGAUUCGUGGUAGCAGUACCCCGAGACACCAUAUCCUCCACCCGUCCCCAUCGGACUGUGAGGGCUGGCAGAAGCAUCGUGCCGGACUGGCCAGAGGGUCAAGUCUGUAUUCUGAGUCCCACUCUCUCCUGGAGCCCCAAAGUCUCUCAACCAGCUAUGACACGCUUUACCUCCCACAUAUGUCUGGACACGCUCCCCCUCUGCACCCAAACCGUCUGGGCCUCUGUCUUGAUGUGGCCUCGACUUUUGACGUUGGAGGGGGGAUGCUGGGGGUGGAUGGAGAUUUGGCGGUGAGUCCCAAUGUGAUCAAGAGACGUCGGGGCGGCCUGAUCGAGCAGAGGGACAUUGUAAAAGCCCACCAGGCUCAUAAGAUCCACAGCACACCACAGGCACGACGCAAGGAGUGGGAAAUGGCCAGAUUUGGAGACGACGUUCCUGGCUUGUUGAGCUCAGGGGAUGGAGGGUCCGAGCGCAACCGGAACCGCGAUGGGGCGGCGGUGUCCACAGGUGGCAUCUCCCCAGCCUUCAAGCAGACCAAAGCGCAGCGCGCCCGCACCAUGGCCUUGUACAACCCCAUCCCGGUCAGGGAGAACUGCUUCACCGUCAACAGGUCCCUGUUCAUCUUUGGCGAGGACAACGUGGUCAGGAAGUACGCCAAGAAAAUCAUUGAGUGGCCUCCAUUCGAGUACAUGAUCCUCGCCACAAUAAUCGCCAACUGUAUCGUUCUGGCUCUGGAGCAGCACCUCCCUGGAGAGGACAAAACACCCAUGUCCAAGAGAUUGGAGAAGACAGAGCCCUACUUCAUCGGGAUGUUCUGUUUUGAGGCCGGAAUAAAGGUCAUCGCCCUGGGCUUUGUAUUUCAUAAAGGUUCCUACCUCAGGAAUGGAUGGAACGUCAUGGACUUCAUCGUGGUUCUCAGUGGGAUCCUGGCUGCGGCAGGGGCACAUAUGAACAUCUCAGUGGACCUGAGGACGCUGAGGGCGGUGCGAGUGCUUCGACCCCUCAAGCUGGUUUCAGGCAUCCCCAGUCUGCAGAUUGUCCUGAAGUCAAUAAUGAAGGCCAUGGUCCCUCUGCUGCAGAUCGGCCUGCUUCUGUUUUUUGCCAUACUCAUGUUCGCCAUUAUCGGCCUGGAGUUUUACAGCGGCAAACUGCACUACACCUGCAAACCACAGUCUGGAAUACUGGAAAACGAGACAGUGGACUCCUCUGAGUAUGAGUUCCCGUGUGGUGUGCGGCAGUGUCCGUCCAAAUACUCCUGCCACGGCACCUGGAUCGGCCCUAAUGACGGCAUCACCCAGUUUGACAACAUCCUGUUUGCCGUCCUCACUGUCUUCCAGUGCAUCACCAUGGAGGGAUGGACCACUGUCCUCUACAAUACUGACGAUGCCUUGGGCCCCAGCUGGAACUGGAUCUACUUCGUCCCUCUCAUCAUCAUCGGCUCCUUUUUUGUCCUGAACCUGGUGCUAGGAGUCCUCUCUGGGGAAUUUGCCAAGGAGAGAGAGCGGGUGGAAAACCGCAGGGCCUUCAUGAAACUGAGACGCCAGCAGCAGAUUGAGAGAGAGCUCAAUGGUUACCGGGCCUGGAUCGACAGAGCAGAGGAGGUGAUGCUUGCGGAGGAGAAUAAGAAUACAGGACCCUCUGCUCUCGAUGUGCUGAAGAGAGCCACCACCAUCAAGAGGAGAGGCGUGGAUGUGGUGCAUCGAGGGCAACCAGGGGAGGAACAAUAUGGUGACAUCUCCUCUGUGGGCGUCCCCAUGGCCAGACCGAGUAUCAGGAGCGUCAAGCGAGGUCCGGCGGCCUAUUUUCGGCGGAAGGAGCGUCUCCUUCGCAUCUCCAUCCGCCGCGUGGUGAAGACACACACCUUCUAUUGGACGGUGCUUGGCCUAGUGGCCCUCAACACACUUUGUGUGGCUAUAGUUCACCACAACCAGCCUCUCUGGCUGUCCACCUUCCUCUACUAUGCAGAGUUCCUGUUCCUCGCUCUGUUCCUGACUGAGAUGUUCCUGAAGAUGUACAGCCUGGGACCACGUCUCUACUUCCACUCCUCCUUUAACUGCUUUGACUGCAGCGUAAUUGUUGGCAGCAUCUUUGAAGUGCUCUGGGGUUUCUUCAGGCCUGGAACUUCAUUCGGCAUCAGUGUCCUGCGUGCUCUCCGUCUGCUGAGGAUCUUCAAGAUCACCAAGUAUUGGGCGUCUCUGAGAAACCUGGUGGUCUCUCUGAUGAACUCCAUGAAGUCCAUCAUCUCCCUCAUUUUCCUUCUCUUCCUCUUCAUCCUUGUAUUUGCGCUCCUGGGCAUGCAGCUCUUCGGUGGCAGGUUCAUCUUUGAGGACUACACCCCGACAAACUUUGACACCUUUCCCGCCGCCAUCAUGACCGUCUUUCAGAUCCUGACUGGAGAGGACUGGAAUGAGGUUAUGUACAACGGUAUUCGCUCUCAAGGAGGAGUGAAGUCUGGCAUGUGGUCCUCCAUCUACUUUAUUGUGCUCACAUUGUUUGGAAACUACACUCUGCUGAAUGUCUUCUUGGCCAUCGCUGUCGAUAAUCUUGCCAAUGCACAAGAACUCACCAAGGAUGAAGAGGAAGCAGAGGCAGCGUUCAACCAGAAGCACGCUCUCCAGAAAGCCAAGGAGGUCGGGCCGUUGUCCUCCUUUAUGUCCUCAGAGGGAAGCCGUAGGAGGCGGCCCUACCUGUACAGGAAAAGAGCAAUCCACCGCAGCCGCCCCACCUACUCCUGCUCCCUGGAGGAGGCGCAGGGCAGCAUCAGGGAGGGCCGCCCACCCCCACCACUCAAUCCCUCUAACUCUUUCAUGUCCAGGGGAGAGAGGAGAAAAAGGAUGACCAUGUCAGUUUGGGAGCAGAGGACCAGCCAGCUGCGGAGACACCGGCAGAUGUCCAGCCGAGAGAUCCUGUUCAGCGGCCCCAGCGAGGAGAAGGACGGGCCUCCUGCCUCAGCCCAGGCCCAGCUCGGACACCCACUGUCGCUGCACCGCAAGGCCAUGCAGAAUACGCCGUCUGGGAGUUUGAAACGCCCGGCAGAUCCCUUAGCAUCACCAGCCAAGAACCAGGCUACCUCCAUGUCUGUGGAUAAGCCUCUUGGAGCCGACCUCUCUGGUGACAUACCUGAAACCCCCAUCACGGUCCCCGAGUCACUGGACCCCACAAAUGAGCCUCUGCCUGAUGCCUCUGUGUCUCUGACCAUACAAGAGCCUUCAGAAUCAGAGACCGUCUCUGAGAGUAAAACACUGGGUGUUAAUCAGAGUCACAACACCUUCAGCGAGCGCAGGAGCCCCAGAUUGAAUGGUGAUCGCCAGCACAGGGCAGUGAAGAAGUUCAGACCACCAGAUAACAUUGACAUGCUGACUCCUGAGAUGGGAGGUCUUAGCGGGAUCAGGGCCAGGAGGGCGGCGCAUCACGGUGACCAUAAGAGUGGAGCCAAAAGUCGGGGGUCAUCUCCCGAGAACGAAAGCCAUUUGGCAAGUCGCUCGGUCAGCAGAGAGAGGAAGAGAAACCCCAGGAAAGUAGAGGAGAAGGAGGUGGAGACCAAAAAGGAGGAGGAGGAGGUGGUGUCCAAACCUGAGGAGAGCAGACAGGUUGAAGGGGAAGAAGGAGACAUAAACCCCCCAGAUGACCAGCAGAGCAGCACCGGUGACCCGUGUCCUCAGAAGCAAGACGAGCUUCUCCAGCAAUCAGACCCUUCUCCACCGGCCGUCCCAGAGGACGACAAAGAAGAGAAGGAGGCAGAGCAGGAAGAGGACAAAUCUCAGCUCAGCUCCACUGUCGUCAUCGAGAUGCCCAGUGCAACUUUAUGUCUGGAGCUCUCUACAAUCACAGUGAACAGCAAGGAUCCUGAAAUCUGUAAGUCAGAGAAGGAGGAGGCCGAGGCCACAAAUCCUGUCAACACUGUGACUCCAAACAGCAUGUUCAUCUUCAAACCUGACAACCCGGUGCGUCGAGCAUGUCACUACGUGGUGAACCUCAGGUACUUUGAAAUGUCCAUCCUGCUGGUCAUAGCUGCCAGUAGUAUAGCUCUGGCUGCUGAGGACCCUGUGGCUACCUCCUCUGACUGGAAUAAGGUUCUGCGUUAUUUUGAUUAUGUUUUUACUGGAGUCUUCACAUUUGAAAUGAUAAUUAAGAUGAUUGACCAGGGUCUGAUCCUCCAUGACGGCUCCUACUUCAGAGAUCUGUGGAACGUCCUGGACUUCAUCGUCGUGGUGGGAGCACUGGUGGCCUUCGCCCUCACCAAUGUGUUGGGAAAUAACAAAGGACGGGACAUAAAAACCAUCAAAUCUCUGCGAGUGUUGCGUGUCCUCAGACCCCUGAAGACCAUCAAGAGACUUCCUAAACUCAAGGCGGUCUUUGACUGCGUGGUGACGUCUCUGAAGAACGUCUUCAACAUUCUCAUUGUCUACAAACUUUUUAUGUUCAUCUUUGCCGUCAUCGCUGUGCAGCUCUUUAAAGGGAAGUUUUUCUACUGUACUGACAGUUCGAAGGACACGGAGAAGGACUGCCAGGGUUACUACAUCGACUACGGGAAGGACAAGAAAGAGGUGAAGAGAAGAGACUGGAAGAGACACGAGUUUCACUACGACAACGUCAUCUGGGCUCUGCUCACCCUCUUCACUGUUUCCACUGGAGAGGGAUGGCCUCAGGUCCUGCAGCAUUCAGUGGACGUGACCGAGGAGGACAGAGGGCCAAGCCACGGCAACAGGAUGGAGAUGUCAAUCUUCUACGUCAUUUACUUUGUCGUCUUCCCUUUCUUCUUCGUCAACAUCUUCGUGGCUCUCAUCAUCAUCACCUUCCAGGAGCAGGGGGAUAAGAUGAUGGAGGAGUGCAGCCUGGAGAAGAACGAGAGGGCGUGCAUAGACUUUGCAAUCGGCGCCAAGCCCCUGACCCGAUACAUGCCGCAGAACCGUCACACGUUCCAGUACCGUCUCUGGCAUUUUGUGGUGUCCCCCUCUUUUGAGUACACUGUCCUGGCCAUGAUCGCUCUCAACACCAUUGUGCUGAUGAUGAAGUAUUACUCUGCACCGCCGGCGUACGAGGCCGUGCUGAAGCACCUGAACACAGCCUUCACCGUUCUCUUCUCUGUCGAGUGUGUCCUCAAGAUCAUGGCCUUUGGCUUUCUGAACUACUUUCGAGACACGUGGAACAUUUUUGACUUUAUCACCGUCUUGGGCAGCAUCACUGAGAUUGUGGUGGACCUGCAGUCUAUUGACACGUUCAACAUGAGUUUCCUGAAGCUGUUCCGAGCUGCUCGUCUGAUCAAGCUGCUGAGACAAGGCUACACCAUCCGGAUUCUUCUGUGGACCUUCGUCCAGUCCUUCAAAGCCUUGCCCUACGUCUGCCUGCUCAUCGCCAUGCUCUUCUUCAUCUACGCCAUAAUUGGCAUGCAGGUGUUUGGGAACAUUAAGCUGAACGAGGAGACUCACAUCAACCAGCACAACAACUUCAAGUCCUUCAGUUGUGCUCUGAUGCUGCUCUUCAGGAGUGCCACGGGGGAAUCAUGGCAGGAGAUCAUGUUGUCGUGUCUGGGGGGGCGGCAGUGCGAGGCGGACCCUUCUCUCACGUCAGAGCAGGAGGGCGGCUGCGGCUCUGACUUUGCCUAUUUCUACUUUGUCUCCUUCAUCUUCUUCAGUUCCUUCCUGAUGCUGAACCUCUUUGUGGCUGUGAUCAUGGAUAACUUUGAGUAUCUGACCAGAGACUCCUCCAUCCUGGGCCCUCACCACCUGGAUGAGUUCGUCCGGAUCUGGGGGGAGUAUGAUCGUGCUGCCUGUGGUCGUAUCCAUUACACAGACAUGUAUGAGAUGUUGACCCACAUGUCGCCACCUCUAGGCCUGGGCAAGAAAUGCCCCUCCAAGGUGGCCUAUAAGAGACUCGUCCUGAUGAACAUGCCUGUGGACGAUGACAUGUCCGUCCACUUCACCUCCACCCUCAUGGCCCUCAUCCGCACCGCGCUGGAAGUCAAGAUAGCCAGAGGUGGAGAGGACAGAAACCAGAUGGACCUGGACCUGCAGAAGGAGAUCAGCGUCAUCUGGCCUCAUCUCUCUCAGAAGUCGCUGGACCUGCUGGUUCCCAUUCACAAAGCCAGUGACAUGACCAUAGGGAAGAUCUAUGCUGCCAUGAUGAUCAUGGACUACUACAAGCAGAGCAAGGCCAAGAAGCUCCGACAGCAACUGGAGGAGCAGAAACACGCUCCUAUGUUCCAGCGUAUGGAUGCUUCCUCUCUGCCUCAAGAAAUCCUAUGCAAUGCCAAAUCCCUUUCAUUUCUCAGACAUGGUGCCGGAUCUGCUCUCACCAGAGGAGGUUUUGUGGCGCUCAGCCCCAUCUCCCCCCAAGAGAUGUUCCUGCAGCCGCUGUCUCGUUCCCGGGAGGAGAAGGAGGAGGAGGAGGGCGACGACGACUACCGCUCACCCUACCUCCCUUACCUACACCCACAUCAUCACCACCACCACCAUUUACACACACUGGUGCAGGACGUAGUGGAGUAUAAACAGGUGAUACAGCAGGCCAGGCAGGAUCCAACAGUUGUUAAAUCACCUCAGCGAACAGCAUCGAUCAGAGCGUCCUCCAUGCCCAGACUGGCUGUUGAUCCACAGCCUGGCUUGUCAGCAGACAGUAAGCUGAUGAAGCGCUCCUUCUCCACCAUCGGAGACCAGUGUGUGAACGGCCUGUGGCAGGAACAACACUCUCUGGAGAGAGUCAGUCCAGACGACACGUACCGACCCCGACAGAGGAGCUACAGAGGUGCAAGAGUCAACCACAGAGAAGCAAGCAGUCACGAGAGAGGGAGGUCUAAGGAACGGCGCCACCUACUGUCUCCUGACGUGUCCCGCUGCAACUCUGAGGAGCGGAGCCAGGACGCCUCGUGUGAGAGGAGACGGUCCCGCUCACCCAGCGAAGGACGCACACAGAGACAGGUCAACACAUCAGGCAGCCCUGCCCACUCAGCCUCAGAGUCCACUACUCCACGUAAUCGACGGCAGCUGCCCCAGACGCCCUCUCGCCCGCGGCCUUACAUCUCCUAUUCUCCUCUGGUUUGCCAAGCACAGACCUCUCCCACACCAGCAGCCCCCUCUGAGGGACAGACCCAGGCUCAGGACGCCCCUGUUGGCUCCGCAGAGCCCUCGUGGAAGGCCGACAAGGAGGCCGGGCCCCCCGCUGCAAAUCAGGGGUCAUCCGGAGGUCAGGUGUUAGCACAGAGUCACCCAUCUCCUCACCGCUACAUCUCAGAGCCCUACCUCCCAUACCACGAGGACCUCGGCAGUGGCGAGGCGGGCGACAGGCAGCAUACCCUUACCUUUGAGACUGCCAUGGCGACCAGCCUGGGACGGGCCAACGCUAUAAGCUCCGCCCCUCAGCUUAGACACUCGUGGCAGGUUCCUAACGGGCAUUUCCGGAAGCCCUUGGGCAAUACGAGUCCGGCUGGAGCCAGCGAGUUGCUAAGUGACACAGACGAGGACGACCGCUGCUAAAACACAGAGAAGGCACGGGGCGACCGGGCACCUCAGAGCUACACGGUUGUAGCUCGUCUGUGGCUCUGUGACCUUGUAUUCUCAGCACCAGUAGCAUAACGGGCAGGACUGAACGCCACUGCUCUUUAUCUGUAUACUUGGGUGUCUGUGUGCAACGUGUCCUUCCUUGUGUGUCUCUUGUAGUUGGAGGGAGGCUACGUUUGUGUGUGUGUGUGUGUGUGUGUGUGUGUGUGUGUGCGCGCGCUCUCAGAAGAGAACAUUUGCCAAAUCAAAAGAAUAGCAGAGACCUCCGGUAACACGAGUAGCUCGCUGCAGGCAAACCCAUGUGUGGCCGAGCCUUCCCACACGUGUUAGUGUUUUGAUAGUUUGAUCAAAUGUGGUGAGAUGUUGAUCUGAGGUGUCCAAUACUCUUGUAGAAUCUGAUUUAACUGAAUUUAGUGUAGGUGAACAUAGCAUGUACAAAUGUAAUACGUUGAAUGUAUUUUAGCUCUCGGUUCAUAAGUUCAGGUCAUUUGAGAAGGUAGCUGUCAGGCUUUGCUGUGCAUAGUUGUAAGUGUAGCAAUGAAACAAGGUUCAGCCAAAUAGUUGCCAGAUAAUAAUCGGCCAUUCCCAACAGUUCAUGUUUACAAAACCUAUAUCCACAUGGUUUGUGGGCAUUAUACAGUCAUUCACCCAUGAGGAGUCAAUACAGGAAAUCGAUUUGCAGACCUUUAAAUGAUGGUCAAGUUAUUUUUUAGCCCUUAUGUGAAACAGGAAGAGAGUAAGUGAGUGCAACUGGAGCUGUGUCCCAAUUCAAGGGCCACAUAGACCGUAAAGGCUGAACCGAAAUGAGACGGUCUUGUCCACAGAGGAUUCCUGACAUCGGUGUCACCAGCUUGUCCUGCUGUCACCUAGCAACAGAGCUGCUGUUGGACAUAACGAGAAUGUUUUAAUGCCUCUUGUUUUUUUAACAUGUGUACCGUCAGCUGUUAGGUUGAGCUGAAGCCUGAUAUUUAAGCACCAGACUUCUCUUGCCUGCGCCAUUACCUCUUUGGAAAAAGGUUUGUCACUGAAGCGCAAUGAAUCCUGGGAUAGGUUGACCUGAACAGGAUCCAAAUGGUUGAGGAUUCAUUUCUCUGGAAUGGAAGGACGCAUUUGGAGGAGUCUUCAAAAUGCGACAGCCUAGUCGCUGCGCUGUGACUCAAUCGGUCUUCAAACGCAGCCUCCGUAGGAUGCGGCCUCUGAAUUGAGACACGGCUACAGACUGUAGCCCAUAUUUCUUGUACAAACAUGAAGAUAUCCCGGACACAUGUGCCACCAUCUUGCACCUUUGACAUAAUUUGGAGUUUGCGAACGAGUGAUUGUGGCGUGAAGCUGCUUAUUGAGGUACAUUCUCGACCAAUCAAGAGUCAGCCUCAGCUGUCAAUCAUGCUUCAUCCUGUUUUUAUAUUUAUAUAUCAAAUAACUAAUCAAAACCAAACUUACCAGAAAAGUGAACAUUCAAACUUGCAUUGAUGUGACAAAAACUACCUAAAAUGACCAUCUCUAAACUUUAUUUGAUGUGACUUUUUAAUUUGGUCCAUGUCCCAACCGCUAACAAGGAGGAGGAGGCGGGAUUUAUGACCUACACUGCAGCCAAAGAUGCUUUGGCUUCACUUUUAGGGAGCUGUCAUGUCGUCCACCUUUACAUACAGUCUGUGGAGUGUCCAUUCAUCGACAGUAUAUGUGUUGGCUCUGUGGCGUGAAAAAGAAAAGAAUAAGAGAUGCUUUGUCUCAGGAUACUGUAACUGUGGUUUCGUAACAUAUUCUCAUCUGAAACCUGAAGAUGUUCUUCGGUUCUUGGACCUAAAAUGAACUAUACAUCAGUUAGCAUGAUAUUGAAGGAUAACGCUGUCGCAAGGACCAGUGGAGAUUUCAAACCCAUCUGAUCAUGGGAUCAUGGACUAUAAUAGCUCUGGCCCUGUAGGACAGAAAAACAAAUGAUUGAUGUGCUGGAUUACCACUGUCGAUGUUUUGUGGAGAGGUGACUAAAGCCAUUUACUUCCUGUACAUACAGAGCCGAGGAUCCCGACCUCUUCAGAAGUGUUUCUGUCACAUGACGAUGAAAACAGUGAGAAAUUAAAUGUCUUUUCUACAUGUGAUGCAAAUGAUUUCAAGGAUGUGGAAAAGAGGAGUCACAGGCACAGUACGGUUUGUGUCUUUGUUAACUGCCACUUUGUUUCUGUCACAUUGGAGUCUAUGUUUUGGUUAGUAGAAACAAGCAUAAUGGUAUUUCCUGUGCUCCAGUGUUAUAGUAAAUUGCCACAUGCAUGAUCAUGGUGAUUUGAUAAUGGGAUAUGUGUGAGAGGUGUUUUUUUUUUUUUUGUGUAUCCAUUAUGUUCAAUAGGAUUUAUUUAGGGUAAUUUAGUGAUUCUGAAACAUCCGGCAGAGAAAUGCUUCCUCAUUCCCAGCAUUCACUGUCACUAUCCUCAAACACUUUCUCACAUUUGUUGUGGCCCCUGAAUAAGAUGUAUAUUUAUAUCACGUGCUGUUGAGUUGUUAUGAAAUGUUGAGUUUGACAUGUUUUCUGAAAUGUGAACACAGGACACAUGUGGACGGGUCAGAAGAGAUCACGCCGACCUGCUGAAGCCCCAAACAGAAACUCCUGGACUAAUAAGACGUAAUAUUAGAAGAUAAACCUCCGUUCAAGUGUGGGUGGAUUUAUACAGUUUCCAGGUUCAGCAUACAGGUUAGGGUUAAGGCUUCCGCCUGUAGUUCAUACUGUGGUGCAGUGCAGCCUAUAGGACUUGAACUCGAUUGUACAGAACAGCCUAUUCUGUGCCUGGGGACACUCGCCCAAAGAGUUUCCCUAUCAAGCCUGGAUUUCCUAGAUAGAGAUGCUUUCUGGUAAAUAUGUAGAAUAAACUGUACAAAAAUAAAUCAAUGUUUAAUUUAUUGCACUGUUUUUAUUUUAUUUCAAACAAUGCCUGUCUAUGACUCUGAGAAAAGAAGUGUUUACAUAUCUGUUCCAAGGACCAUUAAAGAGAGAGAUCACUUGUCUUUUCUCUCCUGCGGCUGAUA
Hippoglossus stenolepis (Pacific halibut) is the source of this 10796-nucleotide messenger RNA. It is a transcript of the gene cacna1ea, whose product is annotated as voltage-dependent R-type calcium channel subunit alpha-1E. Lineage: Eukaryota; Metazoa; Chordata; Actinopteri; Pleuronectiformes; Pleuronectidae. The transcript is spliced from 48 exons. Gene Ontology annotation, cellular component: voltage-gated calcium channel complex; neuronal cell body; membrane. The record is from RefSeq and is a predicted model, not a curated record. Bases 165 to 7757 code for a protein of 2530 amino acids. Gene Ontology annotation, molecular function: high voltage-gated calcium channel activity. Gene Ontology annotation, biological process: calcium ion import across plasma membrane; chemical synaptic transmission.